AUGUAUACUAGAGUGUCACCAUGCACUGAAGGCAAUAACCUGAAAAACAGGGUUACCCUAUUACCUUGUUACCCUGUUAAAGGACACAGUAAAUCUCUCGGCAAUGACGCUGCCGACGAGCUUACAAAGAGGGGAUCCGGAAUGUUUCCGGCUGGCGCGUACCUACUUCUUCCCUUGCCCGUAUCGCAGGUGCGCACCUGGAUUCACCAAAGAUCCAUAGAAUUCCGCAAAACGCGGACUGCAAGCAGUAAAAAAUGGCACUGA
This is a messenger RNA of Pieris macdunnoughi, 264 nucleotides long. Lineage: Eukaryota; Metazoa; Arthropoda; Insecta; Lepidoptera; Pieridae. The record is from the annotation of a GenBank genome assembly.